This is a messenger RNA of Didymella exigua CBS 183.55, 1584 nucleotides long. Its product is annotated as amino acid transporter. Gene Ontology annotation, molecular function: transmembrane transporter activity. The transcript is spliced from 3 exons. Gene Ontology annotation, biological process: transmembrane transport. Gene Ontology annotation, cellular component: membrane. Bases 1 to 1584 code for a protein of 527 amino acids. The record is from RefSeq and is a predicted model, not a curated record. Lineage: Eukaryota; Fungi; Ascomycota; Dothideomycetes; Pleosporales; Didymellaceae.
AUGACGGCUCCUCACAGCGACGACGACCUCCAGCUGCAAGCCCUCGGCCACAAGGGCGAGCUGCAGCGCAACUUCUCGCUUCUUUCCAUGCUGGGUCUUGCCUUUGCCAUUCUCAACUCAUGGACUGCCCUCUCCACGUCGCUCUCGCUGGCGCUGCCAAGCGGCGGCUCGACGUCGGUCAUCUGGGGCCUGUUGACGGCUGGCAUCUGCAAUCUUGCUCUGGCGGCGUCGCUCGCAGAGUUCCUCUCGGCCUACCCUACGGCUGGCGGACAAUACCACUGGGUCGCUGUCAUCACACCGCGGAAAUGGGUCCCGCUCGCGUCCUGGAUCACGGGCUGGAUCAACGUCUCCGGAUGGAUCGCCCUGACCACAUCUGGAGGUCUCUUGGCUUCUGAGCUCAUCGUCGGCAUCGUGUCCCUCUUCCACCCCGACUUCGCCAUCAAGCCCUGGCAGCAGUACCUGAUCUACCUCGCCUGGACCCUCAUCGCCUUCUUCGUCAACGCCUUCAUGAACAGGCUGCUCCCGUAUCUCAACAAGGGGGCGUUCAUGUGGUCGAUUGGCGGGUUCGCCAUCAUCUGCAUCACGGUCCUGGCGUGCUCGUCGGGCGAGUUCGCUUCUGCCGAGUUCGUCUUCACCGAGUUCAUGAACAACACGGGCUGGCCCGAUGGCAUCUCGUGGCUGCUGGGCUUGCUGCAGGGUGGCUUCGGAAUCACCGGGUACGACGCGGUGGCGCACAUGAUCGAGGAGAUCCCCAACGCCAGCGUCGAGGGACCCAAGAUCAUGAUCUACUGCGUCUGCAUCGGCACCGUCACUGGCUUCAUCUUCCUGAUGAUCCUGCUGUUCGUGUCGGGAGGCGACGCAGACACCAUCAUCGAGGCCGGAUCCGGGCCGCUGGUGUACAUUAUCAACCACGCGACCAAGAGCCGCGCCGGGGCCGUGUGCCUGCUCAUGUUCCCGCUCGUCUGCGUUCUCUUUGCGGAGAUUGCCAUCAUGACCACGUCGUCGCGCAUGUCGUAUGCAUUCGCGCGAGACGGCGGUCUUCCGUUUUCCACGGUGUUUGCAAAGGUCGACAGCCGGCUCGGCGUGCCGCUCAACUCGCUCAUGCUCGCGGCGGGGCUCGCGCUCGUGUUCGGGGUGAUUAUGAUCGGGUCCAGCAGCGCCUUCAACGCGCUGAUUGCGGCGUCGGUGGUCGCGCUCGGCGUCAGCUACGCCAUCCCCGUCGCCAUCAACGUCUGCCGCGGGCGCAGGAUGCUGCCGGACCGCGCCUUCACGCUGGCGCCGUGGCUGGGCUGGUCGGCGAACCUGCUCGGUCUGGCCUACGCCAUCGUGACGACGGUGCUGUUCGUCUUCCCGCCCGAGCUCCCCGUCACGGGCAGCAACAUGAAUUACUGCAUCGUCGCCUUUGGCAUCAUCCUGUUCAUCAGCACAAUCCAGUGGUUUGUCGACGGGCGCGCGAACUUCACCGGCCCCCGGGCAGAUAUGAGCCUCGAGGUGCUCGAGGCGAUGAAGACCAAUAGUUCGAGCACGGCGGCGGCGGCGGUGCUUGAGCCCAAGUUCGCGGGUGAGGCUGAGCUCGAGAAGUAG